GAGGAGCUAGGCUCUUGUUGAGGCAGUUACAGAGUGCUGAAAUGAUAGGCAGAAGGCUGGCAGGUCUGUCCUAGGGCAGAUGGGUCCCCUGAUACAGACGUUGGGGCCAAAGCCCUGGGAUUGGCCUAAAACAGGGCUGUGUUGACCCAUCAGCUGGGCUUUGGCAUCCUGUCAAAUCUCAUCCAGACGUAAAAAUAACAGCCUAGAGUUAGUGCUGGGGCAGUCUGCCUGACUCAGGGUGGGAGAGGAAGCAACAAUGCAGGUGUUAACCAAGAACUACCCCAAGAACUGCCUGCUGACCGUCAUGGACCGGUACUCGGCUGUGGUGCACAACAUGGAGCAGGUGGUGAUGUUCCCCAGCCUUCUGCAGGAUGUGCAGCUAAGUGCGCAUGGGCACUGGGCUGGGGGUCCGGAUCUCUACAAAUGCUUCACCAUGCUCAAGGCUAUCUGCGUGGAUGUGGACCACGGGCUGCUGCCCCGGGAGGAGUGGCAGGUCAAGAUGGCAGGUGGUGAAGCCAGUGAGGCCGAGAAUGAAGCUGCAGCAAUGGAGGAAGCCAACGGGGAGGUCUUGAGACAGCUGGAUCUAGAAGCCCAGUUCCACCUGCACUUCUCUAGCCUUCAUCACAUCCUCACCUGCCUUACCUUGAAAGCCGAGGAAGUGACGAAGAUAUACCAGGAGAUAACAGGACAGGUAUAUAGGCCUCGGACUCUGGGAUGAAAAAACUGGAGGCCUGAGAAGUGAAAUGAGUCCAAGGUUGCUCAGGAAAUGGCAGAGCUGAGAUGUGAAUGAACCCUGGCCUAACUCGCACCUAAUUCUUUUCCUCUACACCAGUGAAUUUCCUUAGUGCCAUAGAAUUCUGCAGCCUGAGCUGGUGGUGGGAAUUGGGGAUAGCAGAGUGGAUAGAACACCCAGUCCUUGACCAACCAAACUGCUUUGAAGACAAUAGCAGCGAUUCUACACCACAAUGCUUCAGCACACCCUAACCUAACUGAUUUUUGUGGCGGCCGUGUGGUAUAGCAGAAGUUUACCUGGGCUCUUCAUUUAAAAAAAAGAGAAAAGAAAUCUUACCAUUUGCAACAACAUGGAUGGACCUAGAGGGUAUUAUGC
Hipposideros armiger (great roundleaf bat) is the source of this 1108-nucleotide messenger RNA. RefSeq names its product thyroid hormone responsive (gene THRSP). Gene Ontology annotation, cellular component: cytosol. The transcript has 2 exons. The coding region runs from base 257 to 718 and encodes 153 amino acids. The record is from RefSeq and is a predicted model, not a curated record. Lineage: Eukaryota; Metazoa; Chordata; Mammalia; Chiroptera; Hipposideridae. Gene Ontology annotation, biological process: regulation of lipid biosynthetic process.